Anthostomella pinea is the source of this 1800-nucleotide messenger RNA. Lineage: Eukaryota; Fungi; Ascomycota; Sordariomycetes; Xylariales; Xylariaceae. The record is from the annotation of a GenBank genome assembly.
AUGAGUAGCAAACAAUGUCUUCGGUUUCUGCGGCCUUCCCUCCGCGAUCCUCGCCCGGCUAAGAAGGCGGCCUUCACUCGGUUUUCUUCUGCCGCUUACCACAAUUUGGUUCGAACAAAUUGGCCAUGUGUUUCUUCGAGAGGCAUCGCGCCGCGGAAUAGGAGUCUAUCGACUUCUGCGUCUAGAACAUCGUCAGAUGGUCAGGCUGGAGCGGCGCAAGAUGGGUUGAAGACCUCCGCUCGGCGCCCCUCCACGGUCGAAAACCGAGUGCAGAAGCUCAGAGAAUACAAUGCGCUCAGAUACCCGAGGCUGGAUGAUCGGGUGAACCGCAUGAGCAUACCGGCGUUCCGAAAGACCUAUCAAGAUCACCAAGGGUCUACACCAGCGCCAGACGAAGUCACUUUGGAGGGAAGGAUCAUGUCCGUUAGACGGGCAGGGUCCAAGCUAGCCUUCGUAGACGUCAAGGGCGGAUAUGAGCAGGUUCAGAUCAUGAUCGGUCUGGCCUCGCUCUCUUCAUCUGAACUGGGCAGUCAUGAGUUCAAAGAAGCUCUUCAUCCAUUUCGUCGUGGUGAUAUCAUUUCAGCCAAGGGCAAGGCUGUCCGAACCCAGAUGGGCGAGCUGUCAUUACGUGCGACUGAGAUUCCCAAGCUGCUGAGCCCGGGUCUGGCACCACUUCCCGAGAAACUCAUCAACGAGGAGACUAUAAUUAUGAACAGGCACGUCGAUCUCCUCAUCAACCAGCGAACCUCAGACGUCCUUCGGCUUCGCUCGCACAUCAUAAAGUCUCUGCGCGAUUACUUUCACGAGCAAGAUUUCUUAGAGGUUCAGACACCCAUCAUGUCUGACUUUGCAGGCGGUGCCACUGCUCGGCCGUUCUUGACAUCAGCUACCGAAUUCCCUGAGAAGAGUUUAGCAUUGCGGAUAGCUCCCGAGUUGUGGCUCAAACGCCUGGUCGUCGGUGGCAAUGACAAGGUCUUCGAAAUUGGGCCGGCCUUUCGAAAUGAAGGUCUCGACACCACGCAUAAUCCAGAGUUCACUAUGUGCGAAUUUUACUCCGCCUAUUCUAACCUUUCAGAGUUGAUAUCAAUUACUGAAGAUCUCAUCAUGCGCCUAUUCCGCAAUGCCGACCGUCUUGUGCAGAGUCAACUCUGGUCCCUGGACAGGGAGAGGAUUUUGUUACCAGAAGGCCCGUGGAAGCAGGUUGAAUUCGUUCCCGCUUUGGAGAAUGCUCUCGGCUUCCAAGUUCCGGACUUGUCAGACCCAGAUGCAUUGAGCAAGCUCAGCACCCUGGUUUCCGAACGAACAAAGUUGACCGUGCUUCCCGAGUUGACCCUGAGCAAGCUGCUGGAUCAGCUUGCUGGAGAAUAUCUCGAGGUGUCGUCUCUCGAGCAGCCACUUUUCAUCAUCCAUCACCCGGCCUGCAUGUCCCCGCUGUCCAAGUCCUUUACCUGCCCCAAGACCAGUCAGCUCGUUUCCGCACGCGCUGAGCUCUUCAUCGGAGGUCGCGAAAUCGCCAACAUGUAUGAAGAGGAGAAUGACCCAUUCGAGCAGCGACGCAAGUUUGAGCUGCAACUGCAGUCGCGCGGCAGCAACGCGGCGAAUGAUGACGAAGGACCGGCUGAGGUGGACGAAAGUUACAUCCAAGCCCUGGAGCAUGGCCUGCCCCCCACAGGUGGUUGGGGCUGUGGUGUCGACAGGCUGGUGAUGCUCCUCUCGGGCGCACCGAGAAUCAGCGAUACCCUCAGCUUCGGAAACCUCAGAAAUGUUGUCUCACUCUCCCAAGCGGUCAAGAACACUUGA